Molecule: messenger RNA, 2289 nt
Organism: Oncorhynchus keta (chum salmon)
Lineage: Eukaryota; Metazoa; Chordata; Actinopteri; Salmoniformes; Salmonidae
Product: THAP domain-containing protein 1-like
Exons: 4
Coding region: 299-1156 (285 amino acids)
Molecular function (GO): sequence-specific DNA binding
Source: RefSeq, a predicted model, not a curated record
GGGCAAAUGCGCCAUUUUGGCUCAAACAGUCGGAAUUUACUUUCUUUGCUAUUUAUUAUUUUUUUCAGCAUGCUACGAACGUCGCUUAAUCUUUUUGUUAAUGGUUGGGAUGAGAUCAUGUUUCACCACAUUCUGUAUUUGGUGUUUUGUUUCCUAUGAGAACAAGUAUAACGUUCUGGUAGCAUUAGCCUCACCAAGCUACAUGCUAGUUAGCUGUGUCGUUCGAUUGCCAACAACACUGGCUGAUGGUUAGCUUGCUAGCUAUAUUUAGCUGUUUUGACUUGUUAGCUCGCUAGAUAUGGGUGGGUGCUCCGCUCCAAAUUGCUCAAACUCAACAACAAUUGGGAAGCAACUGUUUCGUUUUCCAAAAGAGCCUAUACGUAAGAAGAAAUGGCUUGUAAACUGCCGGCGUAAUUUUUUACCAACUCCACAUUCCAGACUGUGUCAGGACCAUUUUGAGCUGAGUCAGUUUGAAGAAAUCGCCAGGUCGCCAGCAGGGGGAAAGAAGCUGAAACCAAAUGCCGUCCCCACUCUUUUCAAUGUGCGAGAUCCACCUUAUCCCGUAACCCCACAGAUAGUGCUACCACUCAAGCCAGAGCCAGUGGAGAGGGAUCUCAAUGUGGGGGAUCAUGGCUACGCACGACGGCAAACAACUCUGGGCAUGGAGGAAGAUGAUGCUGAUGAACUACACAAGGCAGAGGAACGUCCCUGCAUCCAUUGUCAACAUUACAGAACACUGCUGGAACAAGAAAUGCAACACACAGCCAGAUUACAGAAAGAGGUAGAGGAAAUGAAAAAGCGGAUGUUCAGACUGGACAGAAUAGAGAGGGGCCUCCAGACAUUUCUGUAUGAAGACCAGAUCCGCGCCCUGACACUGACCAAGCGUUCCCGGAGAGCUGUGUGGUCCCACGAGACAGUGCUGAAGGCCCGUAAGAUUCGAUGUGCGGUCGGUGGCAAGGGUUAUGAAUUCCUCCGGGAGUUAGGCUACCCCCUGCCAUCUUAUAGAACUUUAUGCAACCGCCUGGAUAACAAAAUCAUGGUGACGACAGCCAUGGGGUGUGAUGAGCUGGCAGAGCUAGGUCUAGGAAUCAUAUCCACAUGUGAUAGUCCAGAGGGAGAUGGGGACGAUGAGGCUUUCAUUGGAGUGAUCUCAUGAAAGAGAGAUUUUACAUUUAUUUAUUUAUUUAUUUCAAUGUGUUUCAUUUUGAAAGAAUGCAAUGCAAAAUUACAGGACAAUAGAGCAAAGACUGACUGUAUGACAGCUAGUAGGCCUAUGUGGUGGAGAAAAUGUGGAAGCAUAUGCACAAUGGGAGAUGUGUGUGUUAAUGCAGGGGUGUCAAACAUACGGCCCGGGGGGGUUUGAGGAAAAAUAAGUAUAUAGUUUUUAAAUAGUUGGGGGGAACAAACUACAUAUACUUUAAAAUGACUAAAACCAAUUUUAAAUUAUUAUAAAGGACCUUUACAUUCAUACAGUUUUAUGACUGUCUAGCUCGCUAAUAAAAAACAAACAAAUUAAAGCUAGAUAGUUAGGGAGCAUUGACAAUUCCAAAAAUGAUGGAUUGAGGACAAUGUUAGCAAAUUUUGACGCUAUAUCAAAUUUUCAGUGCGGCCCACCAAGCCAUGAUGAAGACCGGAUGUGGCUCCCAGGACAAAAUGAGAAACCAAGUCCAAAACCAAGAACACGUUUUGAAGGGAUACUUCAGGACACAGAGACGAACUUAUGGAUACCAUUUGUAUAUCUGACUCUGGGGAAGUAGAUAAAGGGCCAGGAUUUUGACAUUCUUGGUUUCGGACUUGGUUUCACAAGUAGUUUUCAGAAUGGUUUACUUCUGCUAAAGAAUUAGGUGUUUAUUUUGGGUAGGAAACAUAACCUCCAUCAAAACAAUAAAGAGCAGCAGUCAUCUGCCUAAUGCUUUUAAGCUGCAAUAUCAAGCCAUCUUUCUGUGCUUUCUUUGCCCCCCCAUUGUCACUUAUGUUAAGUGGACAAAUUGGAGGAGUAGGUUGUAUUUUGUCAUGGGAAUCAGUUUAGCUGCAUUUGGAAACUGCAGUGCAGUGUACAGCCUUUGGAGAACUGUGGUGCCUGCAUUGUAUACUGGCUGCGUCCCCUGAACUCAGGCUGAAUAACCUGAGGCUUAUUUUGUUACAAUCACUAAUGGGAUAUUUGCUAGAAAGCAGAACCUCUUGGUGGGAGGAGUUUUGUAGACAACAUACUAAAGGGGCACACGAGCAUACUCUGAUUGAUCAAAACAACGGUACUGUAGAAGAAGAAUAAAUAAAUAUUUUAAGUAG